Molecule: messenger RNA, 2125 nt
Organism: Myripristis murdjan (pinecone soldierfish)
Lineage: Eukaryota; Metazoa; Chordata; Actinopteri; Holocentriformes; Holocentridae
Product: protein FAM104A
Exons: 3
Coding region: 686-1078 (130 amino acids)
Source: RefSeq, a predicted model, not a curated record
UAAACAGAACCAGCUGCGGGGAGCGGAGAGCACAACUGACUAAUCACAGUUACAUGUUCGGCCAGCGCUGGCAAAAGUAGUUUGUUUUGUUUUUUCUUUUCGUGACUGCGUGGCCAAGUUAACGACACGUCGAGGUCGGUUAUCGCACUUCGGGUGUAAUUACUCCUCGUCUUGCCUCAGACCGCUGUCAACUACAGGCAACAGUUACAGCAAGUGUACGGAAUACGAAAGCGGAAGGACUUGUGGUUAGCAUAACGUUAGCAGCUGUACUACUAGUAUGGUAGCUGCUAGCAAGUUAGCUUGUUGCCUUUGCUGUCAUGGCUGAAGUUCUUCGACAUUUCAUUUCGUAAUUGGCCAAGAGCUUGUCUGUUUUCUCACGUCCAGCGUCCAUUUCUACUCUGGUCAAAGCUGAGACCCAGGCGGCUUGGCUUUGGAGACUUGACAGCGGUGAAGUGCAGUCAGGGUUUUUUUUUGCUUUCUAGCGGCGACAAGGGUGUGCUUCAGCAAGCUGGAGUUGAGCUCAGCCUGGGCUUCCUGAUAAGAUGAGCUUACCAUACUGACUUUGUGUGGUAUGUUCGUGCAGCUGUAAUUAUAUUGGGAUUCAUAUCGGUCUGGUGCUAUAAUUUGCACAGUGGGAUAUCUCAACCUCGGUUCUCAACAGGGAGUGUCCUUUCUCCUGCCAGCGAUGCUGACCGACAACAGGAAGCGGCGUCAUAGCUGUGACAGUGAAGACACACAGCUGAAUCCUCAGGCCAAGAGAUCAGGGGGGGUCCAGAGUCUGCUGGUGUCUGAUUUGGGACGAGAUGUCUGGGAUUCAGAGUCAUCCAGCAGUGACAGCAGCGGUGGGAUCAGCAGUCCAGAGAGAGCCAUGUUAGCCAGCACUAGUCUAUGCACACACAGCCGGAGCAACUGCAUUUCCCAGAGCUCCCUCAGCCCCCAGCCUGAAGACUCUGCCAGCUCCUCACUGCAGGGUUUCCAUGGCGACGGCAGCAACGUCUCCUACGACCAUAUCAACAGAGUCCUGAGGGAGGCACACUUCAGCAGUCUGCAGACCAGGGGUCGACCGGGCUCGACAUGACAUCGACCUCUGACCCCUCUCCUGACCUUGGUGUCCCUUGCCCAUCAGUCCUGGCACCACUGGCACAGCGGCUCCUCCUCAAAAGCAUCAAGAGGCACAAUCAGAACAUGGGGGAGGGAAUAAUGCGUGGGGAGGUUUACAGUUUCGGGCAUGAAGGCUCAUCCCCACAUCAUAAUGUACCGUGUGUCGAGACCAUAAGCACAUCCGCCUUUCCAUGGCCCAACCACUGUGGUUCUCUGUGCUGUUUUGAUGUGUGUGUACGUGUGUGUGUGCGCGCACCCCAAGCACUUUAUAAAGGGGUAUCAUUCUCUUUACAUGCGUCUGUUGAUGCGUGGACAUUUUCAUGGGUGCUAAUUACAAGAAACGUGUGUACGAUCCAAAGUGCUCGCAGAACUAAAUAAAGCAAAGCACUUUAUCCAGUAACUCCACAUUCUCCUUAAUCAAGACCUGGCAAGCCAGUUAUGUGUUCAUAUGCAGAAGUCGGAAGUUGUUUGUUUAUGCAUCUAUCUGGUGAUCCCCUUCACAAAGGCAGUCGGAGGCUGACCUGUUCACUCCAAAGGAGCAUUGUUAAAACAAUCCAGUCGAACCAUCUUUCAGGCCUAACCUGUUAUAUCUGACCAAAGUGAUAAGGAGCAGACCUUUGCAGUUGGUUUCAAUAUCAAAGAAAGGCCAGGGUGUAUGGGUGUGGAGAGGCCAGUGGAUUUAAGGUAAUGGAGUAGACUCUUCAUGAGCCUUGCCACCAAAAUCCAACCUCAAAUUAGACUCUGGCUAAUUUUAGAGACCUGUGAGCAAGCACUGGCAUCUGCAGCUCCAGCAGUGGUAUACUCAGCACAGUGCUUCUGACAAUAAACAGGCCCUUAAGAACAGGCUGAUUUGUUUUGUAAUUGUUUACAUCUUUAAACAUUUUUACUUGUCUUAUAGCCUGUGCAGUAUGACCAAUACACUGUGUUGCAAAUCAGAUAAAUCAAGAGUUGUGACAUUAAUAUUGGUGCUUGAUAUUUUAUGUCAUUUUCCAUUUGACAUCAAUAAAUAAAGUUGGGCUUUUGA